Messenger RNA from Cynoglossus semilaevis (tongue sole), 10730 nucleotides. Its product is annotated as dolichyl-diphosphooligosaccharide--protein glycosyltransferase subunit STT3B-like. Gene Ontology annotation, molecular function: dolichyl-diphosphooligosaccharide-protein glycotransferase activity. The coding region runs from base 6950 to 9388 and encodes 812 amino acids. The transcript is spliced from 17 exons. Gene Ontology annotation, cellular component: membrane. Lineage: Eukaryota; Metazoa; Chordata; Actinopteri; Pleuronectiformes; Cynoglossidae. Gene Ontology annotation, biological process: post-translational protein modification. The record is from RefSeq and is a predicted model, not a curated record.
UUUUUUUUUUGUCCAAAUGAUGAUGAGCUGCGUUACAAACUGAACUGGUGAGGUGGCUGCAUGUGGCACCGAGCUCCGGUCCUGACUGAACGCAGCCUUUCUGAUGGACACUUCCUCGUGUGGGUUACGAUGUCAGCUGACUUUGUUUCAUUUCAGUGUUUUAUCUUCUGGGUUUUUAUCAACCCUGACUUCACAGUUUCAGCAGUCGCCUCUUUAAACGCGGCCCUUCCUCCGCUGAGAGCCUUGGUUCUUUCGGCAGUUUGAGCAGCAAAUGAGGUUAAUGUUGCAAAUCCUGGUCCAACUGAGAAUCAACAAGUCGUUCAGCUCUUGGUCUCUUCCCUCGGUGGUUUCACAGUGGUUAAGUGUGUGUUCAAUUGACCCAGUGCUGUCAGUUUAAACAAGGCAGCAGCUCAGGUUUUCUUUUUGUUUUUUUUUUAAAGGGAAAAACACUGAAUUACAGCAGUGACUGUUACAGUGAACCUCAGCUGUAAAAACCAAACCAUAAUAAUUAAUAUACAUUCCUAGGCCAAGUAUUUAAGAUGUAUUGUAGUCGUCACUUUAAUGUGAAAGAAAACAUAAAUGUGUUUUUAAGUGCUUUUUGAUUUUGUUUGAACAGAAAUGUCAGUGACGGCCACAUGGUGGGAAAGUGGAUGGUGUUCAUGCCUUACAGCGAUAACAUCGAUGGAGCCCUGGUGAGUUUUGGAUCUGGCCCCUGCUGAUCAGGUGUGGUACUGCAGUCAAAGGCUGAAAGGGUACCUAACUCUUUUCCUGUCUUCUGCAUCUGUUCUCCUCUCCGCUCGUUGGAGCAGCCUGCGGACUUAUGACAUUACUUGGACGGUGGGAAUCUGGUUCUGUCAGAUGACCUGAUCGAUGGCGAACAGGAAGCACAGAAGUGCUUAGUCUUGUCCAAUGGGCACAUGAUAUUGAAUGGUCUUUGUAAUUUUGAGAUCACAGAAAUGCAUGCUUGGCUACAGCAGCAACAUUGAUUCUAACUUAGAUUUUUUUUUUUUAAUUCUAUGGAGAUGCCUGAGUUGCUGCAGCUCUUUGCUUUGAAUCCACUGAAUCUUAGCGCUGUGAUUAAGGCCAUAUCACAUAAAUCUGAUGUGUCCUGAGCAGAAACAGGUCUGUGUGCGCGGACCGGCCCAGUCAGGAAGGUGAAAGACGGCUCAUUUGUCAAGCAGAGGCAGGUGGGAAAUGGCCCAGCAUACGUUUUCAACACGUGAGCCAUAUUUUUAAGCUGCCUCCCAGGAGGUAGUUCAUGUCAAACCAACUCCAACUCUUUUCUCCACGUCGCGCCUCUCACGUCUGAAUAGAGAGAAAUCUUUAAAAGACACGGAGCAGAUGCUGCACUGACUGAAAAAACAUCUUUUUUUUUUUUUGAUAAGGCAGCUUUUAUUCCAUAUGGGUGUGUAGAUGAGAGGAGGACUUUUUAAAAAAAAAUCUCACUCUGCCUGCAGACAGUUGAUAUCUCUGUCGAGCCCCGUCGUCCGCUCUUACACACACAUUGGGAAACUUUCUUUUAAAGUUUUUAUGCCAAUAGGAUGUGAUGAAUCACUGCAGGCACUCGGAGCCGUGUCGACAGGUCAGAAUCAAUCUUGAUGAAUGUGGCGAAUGGGGAAACGUAACAGAACAUUUUCUCGUGUUGAUAUGUUUUUAUAAUGGUUUUGGAACGAAGUGAAAAAACCCACUUAAACAAGUGGAGAACUGCUGGUGUUUUGACUAAUGAUUAUUAAUGAAGUAACUUAUUUUUUAUGGUUGACACAACGUACGGACGACCAUUCACACUCACAUUCACACCUAAGGCCAAUUAAGAGGGGAGAAUGAACCAAAUCCUGUGUUUUUCUUGGCUUAUGGGAGGACAUGUCAUACCAAGACACUGGGGAUCGAACCAUUGAACUGGUGACUUUUUUGUUGUAAGGCAAGAGCACUAACCACUCCCACAGCAUGUGGCCAACGCAAAAUAAUUAAAAGUAAAUUUCUGUUUUUGUUAGACCUGGAAAUGAAAACAUAAUUUUCUCCAAGGUCGGCCAUAUUGGAUUAACAGGAUUUUUUUUUUCUUGUGACGAGGCCAGGGAUGUCCAACCACAGCAUCAGCAGUAUGUCAGCAGCAUGUAGUGUCAUUGUAUCUUGAACUCCUGAGCUGUACCUUGGACUAAUCAGUCUGUGCAGCUUCUCGUUGAUUGGUUCCCGACUGCCUCAGCCUCACUGUUGUUGAUAUUUAAACUUGAGAUUUACCACCAACACCACAACCUCCUCAUUAAACUCAGUUGUCAUAGAAACACCUUUUUUUAUGUGAACGCCGGUUGAGUUUUCAACAUCAAAUAAUUCUUCGGCGACCUGAGAAACUUGACCUUGGCCAAUUAUAUUGAUGGUGAACAGAUUAAAACACAGCUGUGUGUUGACUGGAGGCAGAUGAAGGUUCAGGGGUUGAUCUUCUCACCUCACUGGGGCAGAACGUGGUGGAAGUGCUAACAGUUCAGUGAAUCACUGUUAAACAAAGUUUCAAUAAUGAUAGUGUUAUAAAAUAAUGUGAUAAUUAGGGAGUGUUUUGCUAACCUUUAGCGUCACCUCUGCUAACUUUUUGCAGUAUUUUUUCAAACCCAUUUUACAUUAUUUAAAGCCAUUUUUGGUAUAUUAGUGAUGAGUUUUAACCACGACGAUGACAAAGUAUUUUAUUUUCCUGACAAUCUUUUAAGAAUUCUGAAAAUGUUUAGCAGAUGUCUGCAUUUUUCUUUUUUAAUUCAACUUUCUUUAUGCUCAAUUUCUAUUCUCAGACAGUAAAGGGAAUAGAAGUGUAAACUACUAAUUUUCUUACUGGAAUAUUUUUCACUCACCUGUGUUUAAAUCAAACUUGUUUUAAUGCUGAUUUUAUUUAAUUAAGCUAAGAUGUUUGUUUUUAUUGUUUGCCAAUUUGUUAAGUGUUUAGAUUAAUGUUGUUACAGUCACUUAGACUUUUUCUUACUGUUGCCCAAUGGAAAUGGAAACUUUUUAUAUAUAGGCUCUUUGAACAAGAGAUUUCUUCAGGUUUUGCUCUUUUUAUUGUACAGUAGUAUGUAAAAAAAUAUGUAAAGAUAUUCUUGGAUAUUUCCAGGAUUCUCCUGCCUCAAUGUUUUAGUGAUUUUGACACUUGUUAUAAUGAUGUCAGGAAUUUGGGAACAUAAUGAGUCUUCUCUCUAGACAUCCCUCACCCUGCAGGAUAUCGUUGCCUUAAAAAACAAAUUGGAACAACAACAGAUUCCAUCCGACUGUGAUCUUCACACACCAUCUGUGCAGGAUUGGAGGCUUCUUAAAGUUUGCUCUGAGCAGAGACUGCAGAUUCACCCAGGAUUCUCUGCUCUGUCCUACAUAAAACCGAAGCUUCAGAACAUUAUGCACCUUGUGACAAAUUGUUGAAUCCAGUCGAUACCGCUCUCUCGGGUGAAGCCGUAGCUCUUUUGUUGCUCUCAGGAUUGACAGGUUGCCCCGUUUUUUUCACUUAUAUCGAUCAUAGCAGAAGUCUGGAAACAGAAACAACGAUGAUCAUCUUCCUGGCCAUAUAUGUUCUUUGUCUCUCUGUGUCUUCCUUUGUCAGUUUCACACCUGCAGCCAAAGCAGGAAGAAUGGAACAGAGGAAACGUGCAAAGACUGUCUCUCACAUUGCAUUUUUAUUGCUUUUUUUUUCACCUUUCACAGCACUGGCCUUUUGGCAGAACAAAGCCCAGAAUGCCAAGCAUAAAUUUGGCAAUUCCUUCCUGUUCCUGGAAAAGAAAAAUAUACAAAAAAGAGAAACCAACAGAAAGAAAAGACGAGAAAACACACAGAUUGGAGUUUUCCCCCCAAAGACGAGGGAAAGAAAAGUGAAGCUGCCUCGCCUGACGACAGAACUCAUUUUGUUUACUUUUCUCCUGGACGUUGAUCAACGAGGAUGCAACUAAAGUCGUCUUGCAGCCAGGAUUUUUAAUGACUCAAAGGUUAACUGUUCACAGCAAUCAGAGCAGAUGUUCAGGAGUCGGUGGAGAAGCUUAUUAUUGUCUGUGGAUACAUUGGGAUUCUGUGUGAUUCUAUCUACCUCUUGAAACACCAACCUGCUCUUCUUUUUCCAUCUCCUCGUCCCCGUGAUGACCCUCGUCAUUUUUAAUCAAUUUUUUUUACUUCCCUUUGUCGUUUUUUUUACCUCUCAGACAAUGUACCUUCAUCUCACUCUUAUCUUCUCCUCAUCAGGUGAGAAGAUUCCGUAGCCGCGGAUCCACAGCUGUGCUAAACUUGCUCGAACUGCACUUUGAAUCUCCUGCAUGAAUAUUUAAUUUGCACUUUUUAAAAUCAGUUCUGUGCGAAGGACAAAUCUAUUAACAGGAGUGAUGGAAAUUUUACCAGAAAAUGUUACAUUUCCCACUUGGUGAAUUGAACUUUUAAGAAAAUGUUAAAUGUUUUGAAGAUACCUCCUGAGACGCUCUGCAUCAUGGCCUUGUUUGAAGACCUGACAUCACUCAGACCUUCAGAAUUCAACUGAAUGAAUUGCACUUAGAAUGCAGACAAAGCCAGUGCACAAACCAGAGAUAAAUACAAAAAAGAAAAAAGGACUGUAAAAAAAAAACUAAACAACACUGAUAGAUUGUGGAUUUAGAAGUACUGUGUUCUCAUUAUUUGAAGCAGAGAAGCAAGAAAGACAGUGGAAGGUUGUUCCUAAAGGAUCAUGGUCCUGAAGAAGGCCUAAGAAACUGUGUGUUGACACCGUAGCUUGAGACAUCAGAGAAAUCGACCCAAAAGAAAGAGGGUGAAAGGAUCCCUUGGAAAACCAAAGCCAGACCAGCUCUACUUCUGGGACAAGUACGUUUAAAGUCAAAGAAGGGUUUCUUGAGGAUUUUUGUCUCUUACCAACCAACCCUUUUACUGUGAUGUCCUAGCAAUUUUGGCCAAUGUUGGAGGGCAACACCAUCAACCCUAAAAGCCAUGAAGGAUAGUGACCUUUCAAAGACUAGACCUGGCACAAACAUACUUACCAAAGCUGCUCACACUGGUCACAGAGAGAGGAAUGUGUUCAUUACAACACCCAUAAGAUUACAUCUUCCGAGAGCUUAUCUUGAACCCUGUACUGUUAAGAAUCACAACCUUGGAUCAGCAGCCACUGUGGUACAUCUAGCCUUCGGCAACUCGCAGCUCAAGUACAGAAAAAGUACAUUUACCUGACCUUGAAGUUAUUGUUGUAAAUACAAUUGACAAUGGGAUCUAAUUCCCAUUAGUCUUCAUCUGGAGUGGUGUUUAAACUAGAUUGCUGUUGUUGUUUCCUGUGUGUAGGUUGAAGCACUCUGGGGCAACUCUGAUUUACAUAAAGCUAAAUCACAUGCAGUAAAUGCUGCUGAAAGAGAAGGACUUAAGGACAAAUUUGUUUUUCUAUAUGAUACAGUACACACUGACGGCCGUUGGAUGCUGGUGGUUUCUCGCCCUCCUCUGAGACUGAAUCCCAUCUCAGAUAAAUCAAUAAUGCUUCCAGCCUGCGUCUCCUGCGAAAAAGUGCAAUCACAAAAUGAAUGUUAGCAGUCGUUUGGGGGGGAAAAAAAGCCCUCAAGUAUUUGUAUUAAACAGGUGUGUUUUAUCGGCCUGCAGAGCUUCAGGGACACGUUUUGAAAAGAGUAUCUUUAAUUUAAAGAUAACGUUUGCAGUGUUUUAGCAUUUCACAUAGUAUUCUUGGUUUGGAAACAUGGAGCUUUUAGGUUUUAAUCUUCCCCUGUAGAGGGAGUUAUUGCAUCAUUUGAAUACCUUUUUCAUUGAAUUGUUUUGGGAGUACAACAGCAUUAUUUAUUCCCCUUUCAUAAUAUUAAUUAGUGUCCCAUAACACACAUUUUUUAACCCGUUACUUCUCCUGUGGGUAUUAACAGCUGCUCUGUAUCCUCUAAGUUGCAUUACUGCCACCUACUGGCUUUAUUUUCUAAUGCUAAUGACAUAUGAUAGCAAACCUGCUCAUUAUCUUAACAUUAUUUCCUGUGUCUUUGUGAAACCAAUAUUAAUCUGAAAUAAUUCUAUUACAUGUAAUUUGGGGUAAAAAAAAAAAAAAGCACAGUUAAACUCCAAAUUAUAUUGUUAAGACUUUAGCACAAUCCACUGUAGGUCAGAACAAAAAAAGUUAACUUUUAAGUUGUUGGAGAAAAAACAACUUUUCCAUCUAUUUAAAGAUGUGGCGGCUUGUUAUAGGCUUAGGGGACAAAUUGUGAAAAGAAUAUCCUGAGUUUAAGCCAAUGACAAAUGUUGUCUACUUUGGUUUUUGGCUGUGGGACCUAAUAAUGAUGAGUCCCAUCAAUCUUUAUAACCAGUCCACUACACAAGUCCAGAACAUCCAAGGGCAACAGAAAUAUUGGACUCACAGAGAGAACAUUUAUCUUCAAAGACACGUCUGGAGCUUUGAUUUUUUUUUUUUUAUUCUCCUCUGAUAAGAUUGAGAAUUUGUAUUUAUUUAUUUUAAUUGUAGCCAAUUUAAAGUAAGUUCAAGUUUAUGUUUUUCAUUUGUGAAAGAAAGAAAAAAACUUUAUCUUAUAAAUGACAGAGAUGAGCUUUAUUUCAAUCAGGAAGAGACAAAAAUCUAUUUCCUUGUUAUUUGGGGAUUCGGCUGCCUGUCUGUCUAAAGGUCGUCUCUGAUUGGCUCAGAAUAUUUAAAUACCCACCUUUUCGUAGCUGUCGAUUCGUGAUAGGCCGCAUGAUACAAACUAAACUCCUCCCAGUUCUUAACCCCGCCCCUUUUCACCGGCGUUGAAUCUUGAAAAGGAUGACUGUUGGAACUGACUCUGUUUUGUUCGUCUGUGCGGGAUUCCGGUGAUGUGACUGCCGUAAGUGCUACGUUAAGAGGAAAAAACACUGGAAAUUAAAAGGAACCGACUCUCGCACAUUUAUGCACAGCAGACUCAGGACGUAGGACUAAACCGGAGACCAAAUUCGGGACUUUUCUAACCCAAAACCAGCACCGACAAGGCGCUCAGAAAUGGCGGAGCAGCACGCAGCCAGCGACGGCAAGCACAAAGCACCCAACAACGCCGGGAGCUCGGUGCACAGCAACAACCGACACGGCGGCGCGGCCACCGGAGGACCAACUGCAGGAGGGGGUAAAGGAGGCCUUUCGGGCGGGCUGACUCAGCCGGCAGGUUGGCAGUCGUUACUCUCCUUCAGUAUCCUUUUCCUGGCCUGUCUGGCGGGAUUCAGCUCCAGACUUUUCGCCGUGAUCCGGUUCGAGAGCAUCAUCCACGAGUUUGACCCAUGGUUCAACUAUAGAUCAACACACCAUCUAACCACCAAUGGAUUCUACGAGUUCCUCAACUGGUUUGAUGAAAGAGCCUGGUAUCCCUUGGGUCGCAUCGUUGGCGGCACAGUUUAUCCAGGGUUAAUGGUGACUGCGGGCCUCAUACACUACAUGCUGAACCUGCUGCACAUCACUGUCCACAUUAGAGACGUGUGCGUCUUCCUGGCACCGGUGUUCAGCGGCCUGACGGCGAUCUCCACCUCCCUGCUGACACGGGAGCUGUGGAAUCAGGGCGCGGGGCUGCUGGCGGCCUGCUUCAUCGCCAUCGUCCCCGGAUACAUCUCCCGUUCGGUGGCUGGCUCUUUUGAUAAUGAGGGCAUCGCAAUCUUCGCCCUGCAGUUCACCUACUACCUCUGGGUAAAAUCAGUGAAGACGGGCUCAGUGUUCUGGGCGAUUGGCUGCUGUCUCUCCUACUUUUACAUGGUGUCAGCAUGGGGAGGCUACGUCUUCAUCAUCAACCUGAUCCCGCUGCAUGUCUUUGUGCUGAUGCUCAUGCAACGCUACAGCAGAAGAGUCUACAUCGCGUACAGCACCUUCUACAUCGUGGGUCUCGUGUUGUCCAUGCAGAUCCCUUUCGUCGGCUUCCAACCAAUCAGGACCAGCGAACACAUGGCGGCUGCCGGCGUCUUUGCGCUCCUCCAAGCCUAUGCCUUCCUGCAGUACCUGAAGGACAGACUGACACGGCAGGAGUUCCAGACUCUUUUCUUCCUUGGAGUGUCUGUGGGUGGGGGGGGGGGCCUUCAACGUUUCUCUUCUCUUUGUGUUUUUCCUUCUGUAGGCUACAUCGCUCCGUGGAGCGGCCGCUUCUACUCUCUGUGGGACACGGGAUACGCAAAGAUCCACAUUCCGAUCAUAGCCUCGGUGUCGGAGCAUCAGCCAACUACGUGGGUGUCCUUCUUUUUUGACCUCCACAUCCUGGUCUGCACCUUUCCUGCCGGACUCUGGUUCUGCAUCAAGAACAUCAACGAUGAACGGGUCUUUGUGGCCCUGUACGCCAUUAGCGCUGUGUACUUUGCCGGCGUGAUGGUGCGACUGAUGCUGACCCUGACUCCCGUGGUGUGCAUGCUGUCCGCGGUGGCCUUCUCCAGCGUUUUUGAACAUUACAUGGGAGACGACACCAAGAGGGAGAAGCCCCCCGCUGAAGACAGCAGUGACGAGGACGACAAGAGGAAUUCUGGAAAUCUCUAUGACAAGGCGGGAAAGGUGCGCAAACACGUGUCGGAGCAGGAGAAAGCGGAGGAAGGCUUGGGUCCAAAUAUCAAGUCCAUCGUCACCAUGUUGAUGUUGAUGCUGCUCAUGAUGUUCGCCGUCCACUGCACGUGGGUCACCAGCAACGCCUACUCCAGUCCCAGUGUGGUGCUGGCCUCCUACAACCACGAUGGAACCCGGAACAUCCUGGACGACUUCAGGGAGGCCUACUACUGGUUGAGGCAGAACACUGACGAACACGCACGCGUCAUGUCCUGGUGGGACUACGGCUACCAGAUAGCGGGCAUGGCUAACAGGACCACACUGGUGGACAACAACACGUGGAACAACAGUCACAUAGCACUGGUGGGUAAAGCCAUGUCGUCCAACGAGAGCGCUGCUUACGAAAUCAUGAGGGCGCUGGACGUGGACUACGUGCUGAUCAUCUUUGGCGGAGUCAUCGGUUACUCCGGCGACGAUAUUAACAAGUUCCUGUGGAUGGUGCGGAUAGCGGAGGGAGAACACCCCAGAGACAUCAGGGAGAGCGACUACUUCACGCCACAGGGAGAAUUCAGAGUGGACAAGGCCGGCUCUCCCACUCUGCUCAACUGCCUCAUGUACAAGAUGUCCUACUAUAGAUUUGGAGAAAUGCAGUUGGACUUCAGGACGCCGCCGGGCUUCGACCGCACACGUAACGCCGAGAUCGGAAACAAGGACAUCAAGUUCCAGCACCUGGAGGAGGCGUUCACCUCGGAGCACUGGCUGGUCAGGAUCUACAAGGUCAAGAACCUGGACAACAGAGAGCCGCUGGACCACAAGCUCCGCAGUGUCCUUCCCAGGCAGAAGUACACGUCCAAAAAGACUGCCAAGAGGAAGCGAGGUCACAUCAAGAACAAACUGGUCCUGAGGAAAGGUAAAAAACUGCAAAAAAAAUAGAAGUGACGCUGACGACAAACUGUUCUAGGAAAAAACAAAAAAAAAAAACAAACAUAAAAUCCAUUGGAAGGAAACCUCUAGUCACUGAUGAAGAAGAACACGGGGACACGGUUGUUUAAGUGGCGCUGGGUCUCCGGAGUUUCUCAAUAGGGCGCCCCCGUGUGUUGUGGAAGGUAAAGUUUCAUAUUCGGAGAAGCUCCGUUCUGUCCCGAGGACUGCUGUCUCGCUUUUGUUUGUUUGUUUCCCUCCAAUGCUUCUGUUAUUAAUAUUUUUUUUUUUUUGUACUUGAAUGUGUGGCAAGGUUUGGGGGCUGAUCUACCUGGGUUUGGGCUUCGGAUAAAGGUUGUGGGACUUGUUUAGUUUCGGGGUGGGGGGUGGGAGGGGGUAGACGAGGAACAUUCGCACCAAAGAGCCAUGGACCUUGCUGCGUGGCACAUGUUGAGCUUCACACUGAGAACGAGAGGGAGAACGCUGAGAACUUCGGUUCCUGACACGUGUACAGAGGAGAGUAUGCGGUAUGGAGGAACCACACGGCCUCGUUUGAACCCAUCACCUUCUUACCAACGCCAUCGUCUCUGUAAGCGUCUCCUUCAUCUUUGUUUUUCAACAGGGGGAAAGUAAAUUGGGCUAAUGUGUAAAUAUGUGAUUUAAAGAAAACUGGAUGAUAAUAUAUUGGAUUAUUGUGGUGAUGUUUUGUUUUUUUUGUUUGUUUUUUGUUUUUUUAAUGAAUGACGUUUUCCUUUUUACUACGUGAUUUUUGUUUCCUGAAGGAGUGAAGGCAAUAAGUGGUACACAGGGGCUUUACCUGAUUGAAAGACUGAACAGGAUUUUUUUUCUCACGAGUUGCGAAAAUUGUAAAUUUCAGCUGCUAGGGUUUAAAAAAAAGAGAAAGAAAGAAAAAGAAAUCAACUCUGUAAAAAGUAGUGAUAACAAAUUAGGAGGAGAGCGUUUGUUUUCCACAGUCAGCGAGCUUUAGUGCCUCAUCAUUGGUCGUCGUCAUCAUCAUCUUCAUUCUAGUUUUCUUUUAUCAUCUUACCUUUAGUUGCCCUCCGUCAGCUGCAGUAAAGGUUCAAUUGGAGUUUUUGGAUCAGGCUGAGGCAAAAAAAAAAAAUCUUAGAGAAACCUUGAAAUAACUGAUUGAACUGUGAGAGGUGUGUGAACAGAUGUGUCACAUGUCUGAGCUACACACACAGAAAGAGUUCUUCAAGGUGUAGAGUAGAGCUGAAAAAAUUCAAUUCACCUGUGACCCAUUGACCAAUGAAAUGAGUCGCUGACAUUUUUGUUGCUUGACUUUUUGUUUUAAGUUUGUUUUUUUUAAUAAAUUCAAAAUCUCUGGUUUCAA